Aphidius gifuensis is the source of this 1694-nucleotide messenger RNA. Its product is annotated as type 1 phosphatidylinositol 4,5-bisphosphate 4-phosphatase. The record is from RefSeq and is a predicted model, not a curated record. NCBI's taxonomy places the organism in Eukaryota, Metazoa, Arthropoda, Insecta, Hymenoptera, Braconidae. Gene Ontology annotation, cellular component: late endosome membrane; plasma membrane; phagocytic vesicle membrane. Gene Ontology annotation, molecular function: phosphatidylinositol-4,5-bisphosphate 4-phosphatase activity. Gene Ontology annotation, biological process: phosphatidylinositol dephosphorylation. Bases 342 to 1100 code for a protein of 252 amino acids. The transcript is spliced from 6 exons.
AGACAAUUGUAAACACACCAGAAACAAUUACAAUAUAUUUUUCAAUUUUUGACAGUAGAAACUGUAUUUGUGAUGGCGGUUUUAGGUUGUCAAUAUAAAUAGUUUGUUGUAAUAAUAUUACAAUAAUACCUAUAUAAAAAAAUUAAAUCAACAAAUGCAUUUGUGAUAUAAAUGAUAAAUUUUUUCAUCUUGAUUAUCAGCUGUUUAAUGGAAAUUGGGUCAUAUUAGAAUCGCCAUUUGGUGAUUCAUGAAUAAAUAUUAAACGCCAUAUAAUAUACCUAUAUUAAUCACAAAGUUCCAAUUAAUACAAGUGAUUAGUGUUAUAAUUGUAUUUUAUAAGAAUGGGUGACAGAAAAGAGGAUGAACGUCAACCACUUUUGCAAAAUGACAAUAUCACAUAUAGCUCAAAUUCAACUGAUAUUAUUGAUGGUACAGAAUCAAAUGUCAAUACAGUAUCACCAAUUGGCCCAGAUGAAGUUCCUCCACCUUAUCAAUCACCCCAAGGUGGUAUGCCAAUGGUUACCUGCAGAGUAUGUCAAGCAAUGAUUGAUAUAUCUGGUAAAAAAGAUCAACAUGUUGUCAAAUGUAGUCAGUGCAAUGAAGCAACACCAAUAAGAAAUGCACCACCUGGAAAAAAAUAUGUAAGAUGUCCAUGCAAUUGUUUAUUAAUAUGCAAAAGUUCAUCACAAAGAAUUGCAUGUCCAAGACCAAAUUGUAAACGUAUUAUUAAUCUUGCACCUAGUCCAGUUACACCACCAAUUCAUUCAAUGCCUGGAAUGUGCAGAGUUUGUUGUGCUCAUUGUAAUGAUACAUUUUUGUUUAAUACAUUAAAUAAUGCUUUGGCAAGAUGUCCACAUUGUCGUAAAGUAUCAUCUGUUGGUCCUGAUUUUGCUAAAGGACGUGGAAUAAUGUUUAUCAUCAUUGGUAUGAUUGCCCUGAUUAUUGGAGCUGCUGUAACGGCUGCUACAUAUAAUAUUGCAAGUCAAAACGGUAGCAUCUACGUGGCAUAUAUUGGUGCAUUUUUGAUUGCUUUACUUUGUCUUGGACGCAGUGUUUACUACUGCACAUUGAAAAUUAGUCUUAUAGAGGGUCCAUUGUAGGAUUAAUUUUAAUAUUAUUAUUAUUAUGAUAAAAGAUUAUUAAAAAAAAUUAAUACACGAUAGACUCGACACGCUAUUAUAAAUGAUAAAUCAAUAAUGAGUCAACAACAAAAAAAUAAAAUAUAAAGAAAAAGGAAAAAAGAGGCUAAAAAUUAAAUUUUAAUUAUUCAUAUGAUACGCUAUAUUAUUCAUGGAUAUUUAUUAUUAUUAUUAUUAUUUGAAAUUGGUUGACAUUAUGAUACAAUGUCUCAAUAAACCAGACACCAAGAUGACGACAGCUGCAGUCUUGAUAAAGUAUCAUUUUACAUUUGUAAUAAAAAAAUACUUUUUAUUAUUUUUAUUUUUAUUUUUUUGUUCUUUAUUUAUUAUUUGUCAUAGAAAUUCAAAUGAAAUAAUAAUCAUGCAAGAAAUAAAUAACUUUUUUUUUGCUUUUAUAAUAUUUUAUUAUUACAUUUAUAUUUUUUUUUUUUUUAUAAAUAAAUAAAAUAUGCAUUUGUAAGUAAACAUGAUGUUAUACAUAGAUAUCUAUUCCAAUAAAAUGUAGUUAACGGUUAAUCUUUUAAAUUAAAAAAGAAAAAAAAAAAAAAAAAACAA